AUGGAAUUUCUGGAGGACUAUGACUGCACUAUCAACUAUCAUCCGGGAAAAGCUAAUGUGGUGGCGGAUGACUUAAGCCGAAAGGCUCAAGUAGCGGGGUUAAUGAUUAAGGAGUGGGAUCUGUUGGAAUCUGUUUGUGAGUGGAAGCCCUGCCUUGGGAGUCAUAAGGUGGUUUUUGGUAAUGUUAAAAUAACAUCCGCACUGCUGGAGCGAGUUAAAGAAGUUCAAAAGAAGGAUUCGAUGCCAGAGGAAGUCGAGAUAGAUGAAUCCCUCACCUACGAAGAGAAGACAGUACAGUUGCUCGACCGAAAGGUUAAAGAAUUGAGAAACAAACGAAUACCUUUGGUGAAGAUUUUGUGGAGAAAUCACGAAAUUGAGGAGGUUACCUGGGAGGUGGAAGAAGAAAUGAAAAAGAAAUGCCCUGAACUGAAGUUGAAACCCCACGAGAAGAACUAUCCCACCCAUGAUCUAGAGUUAGCCACGGUUGUUUUUGCUCUGAUUAAGUGGAGACAUUAUCUAUACGGGGUGACCUUCGAGGUUUACUCAAACCACAAGAGUCUUAGACACCUCUUCUCGCAAAAGGAAUUGAACAUAAGGCAGCGACGAUGGAUGGAAUUUCUGGAGGACUACGACUGCACUAUCAACUAUCAUCCGGUAAAAGCUAAUGUGGUGGCGGAUGACUUAAGCCGAAAGGCUCAAGUAGCGGGGUUAAUGAUUAAGGAGUGGGAUCUGUUGGAAUCUGUUUGUGAGUGGAAGCCCUGCCUUGGGAGUCAUAAGGUGGUUUUUGGUAAUGUUAAAAUAACAUCCGCACUACUGGAGCGAGUUAAAGAAGUUCAAAAGAAGGAUUCGAUGGUGCGGAAAUGGGGAGAGAAAGAGGAAAAAGGGGAAUUGUCAGAUUUUAAUUUCAGUCCCGAGGGAGUCUUGAAAUACGGAAACCGAAUUAUGGUGCCCAAAGAUGAAACGUUAAAGAAGGAGAUCUUAGAGGAAAAAUCAUCGAUCUAA
This is a messenger RNA of Coffea eugenioides, 1002 nucleotides long. RefSeq lists its product as uncharacterized. The transcript has 3 exons. Lineage: Eukaryota; Viridiplantae; Streptophyta; Magnoliopsida; Gentianales; Rubiaceae. The record is from RefSeq and is a predicted model, not a curated record. Bases 1 to 1002 code for a protein of 333 amino acids.